CACAACCACCAAACCCUCCUCAGCUGGGCCCCGACCAUGUCCGCCGACUCUCCCUCCUCCGCCGCCGGCGAGUUCACUCUCCGUCCCCCUCCUUUCUCUCGCAUAUCGCCGGAGGCAAUGAUAAAGAAGAAAAGAAACACGAAGCCGAUCUCUGGCAAUAGACGGAGGUUCUUAAGCCCGGCGGCGGCGAUUCCGGUGAUGCCGAUGCAGUGCUCGCAUUACGUGCCUUGUAUGGGGAGUCCAUACGCAUUACAUUACGUUGUUCCGCGAUGGGGGACGCCGGUUGUUUGCCCGGCGGUGGUGGCGACGUUUGUGGGUGAUGAGAAGAGUGAUUCGCCGGAGCUUCUUCAAUCCUCGGCCAAAGCAAAUGCUCCAGAAAGCAGCAGCAGCAUCACCGGCGACAAAUCCAAGACCCCAGACCUCCAUGAGUCAUCUUCAAAUAACGGGAAGAAAACAAUGAAACCAAUAAUACCAUACGUCACAGCCAAAGGAGACGGACUUCAAGGAAAGACUACCGGAGGUUUCUUAUACAGAUACACAAAGGUUGAUGAGCUGAGGAUAAUGUGUGUUUGCCAUGGCCUGAGCUUCUCGCCAGCGGAGUUUCUGCGACAUGCCGGAAAUAGCCAUACUUCGGAGCCGCUCCGGCAUAUCAUCGUCAUGCUGUCACCGGCGAGAAGGUAGAAGGAGAUGACAGAGAUGUAGUGAUUGUUGUUGUAAUUUGUUUGAUCCAUAGGCUUUUUGAGUCACUGUUAUAUGUUGUUGGAGUUUUAUGUAGGUGGUGUUCAAUGGGAAGGUGUGGUGAGAUGUGUUAUGGAGUCUGAGUUGAGUAUGAGUUCAU
This is a messenger RNA of Phalaenopsis equestris, 838 nucleotides long. RefSeq names its product ninja-family protein AFP3-like. Bases 37 to 681 code for a protein of 214 amino acids. Gene Ontology annotation, biological process: negative regulation of DNA-templated transcription; signal transduction. The record is from RefSeq and is a predicted model, not a curated record. Lineage: Eukaryota; Viridiplantae; Streptophyta; Magnoliopsida; Asparagales; Orchidaceae. The transcript has 2 exons. Gene Ontology annotation, cellular component: nucleus.